Messenger RNA from Cryptotermes secundus, 685 nucleotides. RefSeq lists its product as uncharacterized. NCBI's taxonomy places the organism in Eukaryota, Metazoa, Arthropoda, Insecta, Blattodea, Kalotermitidae. The record is from RefSeq and is a predicted model, not a curated record. The transcript is spliced from 5 exons. The coding region runs from base 111 to 629 and encodes 172 amino acids.
AGAAUACUAAAGCAGCGCAUGCAAACUCCGGCAGGCACACGUGAUUGUUGGGUUGUGCUGCGUGACAGCUUCAGCGGGCGUCUAGCGUCUGAGACGGAUGCUGCACUACUAUGUCGCAUUCUGCCGGGGUUGUCAUUUUGGGGAGAUGGCUGUCUCUGUUCAUCAUGAUGGUGCUAGCAACCCUGGAGUUUGGGCUCGCUAUCGACUGCUUCAAAUGCGUGUCCCUGAACGGAAACUACCCAGCGUGUGACGAUCCAUUCCACAAUAACUUCACCGCUGGGAUUCUGGAGGCGCCAUGCAUGGGCGGACGCAAGGGACGCAACGGAUUAUUCCCUGCCACGGCGUGCAUCAAGCUGGCAGGUGUUUAUGAUGAUACUGGUGACCGAAUCACUGUACGUGGCUGUGCACUGGACAGUGGUACGCUCACUACUGACACUGAAAUCAUUCGCAUGUCCCACUGUGGCGGUUUCUACUUUGAUGACAGGUAUGUGCGAGGCUGUCUCCAGAGCUGUGAUGAUGCUGAUGCUUGUAACAGGGCCCCCAUGUUACAAACAUCUCUUGGGCUGCUGGCAUUGUGCUCCAUUACACUGAUGGCCAGAAUAAACGCUGGUAACAGUACUGCACCAUAACAUCUGUAUAAGUAAGUCAUGACUGGCACUGGGUCACAGUAUGCUCACUGGCUGCA